ACAGUUUCUCUGCCGGGGUUGUAAUUUGGAAUUCAAAGGCUUCGGCUACUGCUGCAAUUAUUGCCAGUUCGAGCUUGAUCGUAUAUGCGUGUUGUUGGAAACAAACAAAAUGCAAACGCUAACACAUCCUCACCACGAACAUCAAUUGGAACUCUUUGAGAACGUGCCCAACAAGCGUUAUAACUGCGCGGUAUGUCUAGGAUACUGCUCAGAUCCUCUUCCAACCUAUGGUUGCUUGCAAUGUCUCUUAUUUCUCCAUAAAUCAUGUUUUGAUGAGAGGAAGUUUCCACUAGAGAUCCAACACUACUAUCAUCCCCAUCCUCUCACCUUCUCUAUUACAUCACAUCGAACAUUGACACCAUCACCUCAAACAGCUACAAGAUAUCCAGAAUUGACCCUCCCUACAACAUCAUCACCUCCAAAAUCCACUACACCAUCACCUCUAACUUUUACUUGCAAAGCUUGUCACAAAUCGGCUGGGGAAAUUCAUUGGUGUUAUAGCUGUAAACAAUGCCAAGAUUUUGUGAUGGAUAUUGCUUGCGCCACUAUCAAAUCUGAAACUGCAAGUCAAAUUCAGCAUUUCCUCCACGGACAUCCUUUGUCACUUCAUUACAAGGACAUCAACGAUCAACAAGUUGCAUCGUGCCGAGUAUGUAUGAAAAGCUGUACAGGUACUACCUAUGUUUGUGGCAGACGUUCUUCUGACUACUGUAAGAAAAUCCACUUUCAUGAAUCAUGCCUUCAGUUUCAGCAACAGAUCUGCCAUCCCUUCCAUCCAUACCAUCUUCUCACCCUGCUGGAUCAGAGCAAUUCUAAUGGAAGCUGCAAUGCCUGUCGCAAUUCUUCUAAUCCUAUGUCCCAAAUCUUCAACUACAUUUGUGAGAGUCACAAUUGCAGAUUUCUCUUGCACGCUGAAUGCAGUACUGUGAUGGUGCCUGCCAUAACAUACCAAGGGCACGAUCACCUUUUAAGAUUCCGGGACUGGGACAACAAUGUAGAGAAUACUAAACUUAUGUGCAGCGCUUGCAAAUCCAAUAUUUGUGAAUCAUAUGCCUUCACUUGUCUCUAUUGUGAUCUCAAUCUCCAUCUCACCUGUGGUCCCUUACCAUAUAUCAUUAAACACGAAGAUCAUAAUACACAUCCCCUCUUCCUUGCAAAUUCACCGGUCCAAGAGGAAGUGGAAGAUGAGACAGAAGAAUUCUAUUGUCAUGCUUGUGAGGAAGAAAGAGAUCCACAAUUACCCGUUUAUUAUUGUGCAGAAUGCUAUUUUGUUGUUGAAAUCAAAUGCGUCUUCUCUCAGAUAAUAUCAUCGCUAAAUGGAGACUAUGGAGACGUAGAAUUGAGGAGUACUCUUGGACAUUCUGGUAAGUUGAUUUGCAAAAACAAGGCAAAGGAGAUGGUGCAAAAGAAAGAACAUGUCAAGACAACUUUGACCUUUUAUGACAAUUUGAAAUCUUGGAGUAGAGAUGAGAUUGAGCAAUUGAAUAGUGUUUUGAGGGUUGAAAUGAAAAAAGUUAUUGCUAAAGAGGAUGACAAUGAUGAAGAUAGUGAAUUCGAAGCUUUCCUUCAUUCUGAUAAGAAUUACACACAACUCACGAAGGUUAUUGAUCGUAUUGCACCAUUUAUGAGUGUAGAGAAUGUUCAGUGGGCUCCUAAAGAAGAGGUAGCUAGUGUUGGGGAUUACAUGAUUAUCCGAAGGUUGGCUCCCAUCCUUGAGCACUUGCUUUCCAAACACGGGGAUAUUAGUGCUAUGUCCACGUUAAGGCCAAAGGUAAAAAUGUAUUUAUUUAACAUGUUAUGUGAGAGUAUAUAUAGCAUGAUAAACACCAAGAUUGUGGAUGUCACAGAGGAUUUGCUUCUCAAUUGGUGGACAAGGUUGAGGAUAUUACAAUUAGCAGAAUUCAAAAUUCAAUUUGCUUUUGACCAUUUAAGAAGAGUUGUGCAGGCUUACCUUGGUCUUCAUGUUGAAAAAGAAGAAGACGAUGCUCUUGAUAAAAUCGAUAGAGAUAUCUUGGCACUUCAAGAAAAACGCAAGAGCAUAAUUGCAGCAAAAUCAGCAAGAUCCAGCUUUACUAAGGAACGCUCGAGAGAGGCUUCAAUAUUGAAGAAUUGGAAAGCGGGAACCUUAUUCUUAUAUAAUAAGUGAGGUCUUGACUUGAAAGGGAGAUCCGAAGUAGUAGAUUGUGUCAUCCUUUGGAGUGAGGGAAAAGUAGAUAUUGGACACUACCAAAUACUUCAUUAUAUAAUAUUAAUAAAUGAUUGGCAUGCUUGUAAGUUUUUUCUCUUUUAUUGGGCUGCCUAAUUUAUGUGUUGCGAUUUUUAGUGGUACUUAUUAUUGUACUAGAAUGUUUGACCAUUUGAAUUUGUAAGGAGCUUUCGAAUAAGAAAGUCAUUAUUAUGCAUUUGUUACCUCAAUCUUAUCUACAAAUUUCCAUGAAC
Molecule: messenger RNA, 2439 nt
Organism: Quercus robur (English oak)
Lineage: Eukaryota; Viridiplantae; Streptophyta; Magnoliopsida; Fagales; Fagaceae
Exons: 2
Coding region: 110-2146 (678 amino acids)
Source: RefSeq, a predicted model, not a curated record